Selaginella moellendorffii is the source of this 1308-nucleotide messenger RNA. Its product is annotated as keratin, type I cytoskeletal 9. The record is from RefSeq and is a predicted model, not a curated record. NCBI's taxonomy places the organism in Eukaryota, Viridiplantae, Streptophyta, Lycopodiopsida, Selaginellales, Selaginellaceae. The coding region runs from base 472 to 1242 and encodes 256 amino acids. The transcript has 3 exons.
UCCUUCCCGUGCUACGAAGCGAGGCAUUUAAGCAAGGUGGUGGAGUGCGGUGUCUUACGAAGUAAGCAUGACUUUGGACUGCGGCAGAAGGUGUGUUGCUGAAAAUGAAUGCUGGCGUUGACGUUCGGGCUCCAGAGCGUCCAGACACCAAAUAUGUUUUUGUAUGCCUCAAGUGAGGGGAGGACGCGAAACCGGUUGGUAAGAGGAAGUGGACGACGAGUUUAUUCGGUGACUUAAUGUCAGCAGGGCGCACCUCUUCACGAGAUGGAUAUUCGAUAUAAUGCGGUGCUCUGGCGCCGGACUUUUAAUGGCGUAGUCUUGCACAAGACGAACUAGCAGCACAGCAGCAGCAGCGUUAGAAUGCUACACAGCUAGAUUGACAACAGUGUGCGGGGUAUAAAAUCAAACUCUUCUCGAGGCGGAAGCACAACACACACAUCCUUUCGGCUUGUUUGCGUCCGGGCUCCUCUGAUGGCUUCGAAGGUUCUGCUGGCGGCUUGUCUCUCCAUCUGCAUUGCUGCUGCUGCGAGUGCCAGAGACGGCAAGUUUGGUCCUCGGUUCAGCUACUAUGGUGGUGGGGGUGGUGGUAGUGGCGGGAGUGGAGGUGAUGUUGGUGGUGGUGGCGGUGAUGUUGGUGGUGGCGGCGGUGAUUCUGGUGGCUCUGGAUCUGUAGGAGGCACACCCGAUGUUGGAACGCCUCCUGUUGGUGAAACUCCCGACACUGGUGGUCCAGAUAUUGGAGCCCCGGACGUGGGAUCUCCUGACACUGGAUCACCAGAUGUGGAUACACCUCCGUCAUCUGGUUCCGGCUCAGUGGGAGGAGGAGGCUCCGGUGUUCCUUCUUACGGCGGUGGACAUGCUCCGCCAUCUUCCGGCUCUAGCCCAGUCGGCGGCACUCCAUCCGGCCCAGUCGGAGGCACUCCAUCCGGCCCAGUCGGAGGCACUCCAUCCGGCCCAGUUGGCGGCACUCCAUCCGGCCCAGGAGGAAGUGGAACUCCGUCUGGCGGCUUUGGAACUCCAGGAGCUGGAGGCACUCCAUCUUAUGGCGGAGGCUCGUCGCCAGGAACGGGGUCGGGGAGCUCACCAUCGGGUGGAGUUCCAUCGUCUGGCGGCGGCGGCGGUGGUGUUGGUGGCGACUGCUCAACGCCGCCAACUUAUGGAGGUGGCAGUGGCAGCGGAAGUGGAAGUGGAAGUGGAAGUGGCAGUGGAAGCUCCGGUGGUGCUCCUGGCUCUGGUUACUGAGGAUUUCCUUCGUUUUGCUUAGAAAUCAUCCAAAUAAUAGUAUCUAGCAAGUGGCUAGUUGCAUUC